Molecule: messenger RNA, 2739 nt
Organism: Pomacea canaliculata
Lineage: Eukaryota; Metazoa; Mollusca; Gastropoda; Architaenioglossa; Ampullariidae
Product: GTPase IMAP family member 7-like
Exons: 3
Coding region: 541-1734 (397 amino acids)
Molecular function (GO): GTP binding
Source: RefSeq, a predicted model, not a curated record
UCACAAAUCGGCAACACACAGGAAGCUACCCGAGUAGCGACUCCCAGGGUACACAUUCAAACUGAAUCGUCAGGCUUUGACUCGCCUGUGACUGACUAAAGAAUAUUUGUAAACUUACAACUGUCGCCUAGCGACACAACAAUGAGCCUCGUGACAUUCUUUGUGGACUCAAUGGCCUGAGCACCCCGAGCACAGUCAUUAAAAUGAGCUUAGUUGUGUAAUUCAAACCUUCCUGUGUACCUCCCCCAACCAACCAUAUUCAUAGAAACCUCAGAGAGCAGUGUUUCCAGUGAUGUACCCGCCUGUCACAGUCCACCCUGUCAUUGACAGACAGCAACCUGUUGGCAGACCUCCCCUCCCUGUGUCACGCCAUUGGGACAAGGACAGGGACCUUUGAAGAAACUUGUCUGGUGAUAAAAGACAGACUUCAACAUCACAGGACAGAUUGUUUGUCGGCAUAGCUCCAUACCACACUUCACUUCUCUGGCUCAGUAGUAGGGCCGACAUUUCUAUCCUGACUUGCUGAGUAGUCUGCUGGAAAUGUCUCAGGAAGAAGUGCUCCGUUUCCUGCUUGUUGGGAAAACCGGUUGUGGAAAAAGUUCGAGCGGGAACACAGUUCUAGGUGAGAACCUGUUUGACAGUGACAUGUCCUUUGAGUCCGUCACCAGCACCUGCACGUUGAGGACCGGCACCCGCAAUGGCACUACCAUCGAGAUCAUGGACUCGCCGGGUCUGUUCGACACCUCAAGGACGCACGAGGAGGUGGCUGCUGACGUGGUUCAAGCCGUUGCCUGCAUGCACCCGGGACCCACGGCCGUGCUGUACGUCAUCAUGUUAGGCAGUCGCUACACGGAGGAGGAGGCCGGGGUGUACGAGAGGCUAAAGGCUCUCCUUGACCCCGACGUGACCCAGUACACCAUCAUCCUCUUCACGCGAGGCGACGACCUGACGAAAAGGAAGAGAAGCAUCCAAGAUGUCCUUUCUACGGUCCCUGAACAUCUCCGCAAGGUCCUCGAUGAGUGCGGCCACCGCUACGUGGUCUUCGACAACAUGGCAGACGACAAACAGCCGCAGGUGGAGCAGCUGAUGGAGGAGGUGCGCAGACUGAGGGAGGCGCAUGGCGGCAAACCUUACACGUGUCCCAAGUACGGAGAGGUCGGCGAGAAGAUGGAGAAGGAGGUGGCUAGGAGACUGCAGAAGGUGGAGGAGGAGGAGGUGAAGAGAAAGAAGUAUGUACAGGAGCUGGAGGAGAAUAUGAAGAAGGCAGAAGAAAAAAUAGAGAGAGAAAAACAAGAAUUUGAGAGAAGAGAAAGGGAGAGAGAAGAACAAAUAAAGAAGAACGAGGUCGAGAGAGCCAAGCAGCUGGAAGCCAUGAUGGAGGCCUUGAAACAACAGCAGCUCAACGCUGAGCGGACGCACCUACAGGACAUGUUAUAUAGCCAGAGAUUGGAAGAAGAGAGGAAGCAUCAGGUACAGGAGAUAGAACAAAAGAGGAAAGAAAAAAUAGCAUCUUUAGAGGAGCGACAACAGAAGUUACAGGAGCUGUACGACAAGCAGCUGGAGGCGGAGAGAGAGGCUGGCAGACACCGUAGGAUGCACCACCACCCACACAUGCGGCACCACCCAGAGAUGCGACAUCACCACCCACACAUGCAUCACCACCCAGAGAUGCGGAAGCCGAUGGGUCAUCACCAUGGUCCACCCAGAGGUGGCGGGGACUGUGCAGUUCAGUAAGGUACCCAGACCCUGGGUCAGGCUAACACUUGCAGCAAGGCUGGACACAUGUACACAGACAAUAGACUCAUGGACUGGACUGAGACCAACACUUUUCUUUUCCUGUGUACAAUUUUAAUACAUUUGACAUAAAUCUACUAACUCAAGAUAGGUAGUGAAUAAAUUCUGAGUUAAAGAUUAUUAGAGAAAGAAAUAUGCUCAACAGCGCGUUUACUUAGGACGAUUCUUGUAUUGUGUAGCCAAGAUUUUACUCGGAAAUAUACAUGAAUAUUUUCCCCUUUCUAAUUUGUUAUUGUUAUUGUUUAAUUAUGAUUUUUCUCUAAAUAUAUCAUUUUUGUUAGCUUUGAAGAAAUUUCCACUUUAACAUCUUACACGCUGCUGUCAUCUUAGACGACUAUCGUGUCCUUAAUUUUCAUCAGACAAACCUGACACCGAGCCGGGCCAGGGGGAUGAGGGGCCUGGGAGGCAGGCUGUCUGACACAAGUAUGACUGAAAGAAAAUGUCGAAUUUAAAUGCUGGGUCACAAAAUAGUUUUCUCCCUUUCUCUCUUUGUCUCUGUCUGUCAGCAUCCCUCUCUCCACUGUCUUUACUGAAAACUUUUCUUAAAAUCCUUUCAUCCGAAAUCAAAAUCUUAUUUUAUUUGAGAUGAAAAUCUUUUUCUGUACUUGUCAAUAAAAUAAUUAGUUUAUCAGCAAAACCGAUAUAAGCAUUACAAACUUUUUACAAACUAUUCCCUUUAAUGCUCUAAUCGUUGCCAGAAGUCGAUUCUCACAUAGAAUAUUGGUGGCAGCCCUGUCCUCACAUGUACUGAAAAACUGACAAACACCUCACGUCCUCUUCUACAGGGCUCUACUAUUUCACUGUUACAAUUUCACUGUUAUCAGAACCAUCCGACUAUUUUGUCUGUAAACAAGGCUGUCAGCAGGUGCUGGGAGAGUGCAGGUGCCGCUACAGGCUGGUGGAAGACACGCAGACAGACAACAAUUUGCAGGUCAAAAAAAAAAA